CAGCUGUCAGUUUGACAUAAAAAAUGUCACAACACAAAAAAGUGUAGUUUUGCGGGGGUGUUUUUAGGAUUUUUGUAGUUUCGUGAAAUUAUUUUGAAAAACAUAAACAUUUCACACAAAAAUUUGGCUGCCAUUACCAUACUCCAUACCCGAUUAUUGAAUAUACUGGGAUGUACCUAAUUCAAAUGGAAACGAGAUGAUCUCAGUUUGACCUGUCUGACGUCUGGGUUAUUUUUGUUUUUUUUAAAGGAUUUAACAUGGCCGCCGUAAAAUUAGUAGACUGUUUAUUAAUCGCCUGCCUAGUUUCUUCGGUAGCAGGAGAAAUAUCUCGCAGUCCGCACUUAAAAGAGGAAUACGACGAGGACGAUUUGAUAAACGAACAUGAACCUGGUGAACCGCCUCCCGAGAUAAGUCUUAACAGUAUCCAACAUAACAAUUUAAAGAGAUACAAGUGCCACUCUUGCGAACCGCCUUAUUGUUUACGGACGACUAUCUGCUAUAAUGCCAUUCAGUGCUGGAAGUCGCGCGUACGAGAAAGCUCAGGCAUUGAAAGUGUAACCAGAGGCUGUACAACAGACCAUGACCAGCUGCCCCUAUACUGCCGCUCCCCUUCUCUGUCUGUCCAACGCAAAAGACACGCAGGGGGGCAAUUUCAGAUCGAGUGUUGCGCCGGCGAUUUUUGUAACGAUGGGGACUUCCCCGAACUACCUGCUUUGCAACCAAUCACUGAAGUGGGAGGACCUUACACCGAGCAGCUGAUUUAUGUGCUCAAAAUGGCUGCUGCAGUAUUGGGUCCUGUUGCUGCUUUUGGAGCAGUGGGGUUGAUGGCUCUGUAUUUCCUUAGGAGAUACUAUAGGAAUAGGUUGUGCAAUGAAAAUCGACUUGAUCCGGACACAUACUAUGCCCAAGAUGAACUGUUGCGUGCCACUGCAGCUGGUGAUAGCACCUUAAGGGAGUACCUGGAACAGUCUAUGACAUCAGGAAGUGGAUCUGGACUGCCUUUGCUCAUACAACGAACCUUAGCCAAGCAGAUAUCUUUAUUGGAAUGUAUAGGAAAGGGCAGAUAUGGAGAAGUAUGGCGAGGAAUAUGGCAUGGCGAAAGUAUAGCUGUUAAAAUAUUCUUCUCCAGGGAUGAAGCAAGUUGGACUAGAGAGACUGAAAUUUAUAGCACAAUCCUCCUUCGCCAUGAAAACAUCCUAGGAUAUAUAGGAUCAGACAUGACAUCCAGAAACUCAUGCACUCAAUUGUGGCUGAUAACUCACUACCAUCAGUUGGGCAGCCUGUACGACUACUUGAAUUAUACAUCUCUAUCUCAUCAGCAGUUGAUGCUGUUGUGUCUUUCCAUUGCCAAUGGCAUCGUCCAUCUUCACACAGAAAUAUUCGGAACUCAAGGUAAACCUGCAAUAGCUCACAGAGAUAUCAAGAGUAAAAACAUAUUGGUAAAGAGCAACGGCACAUGUUGCAUAGCAGAUUUUGGAUUAGCUGUAAUGCAUUCUCAAUCUACUGAUCAGUUGGACAUCGGGUCCAAUCCGAAAGUCGGUACUAGGCGGUAUAUGGCCCCAGAGGUGUUGGACGAAAGUAUGCGCACAGACAAUUUUGACAGCUUCCGCCGCGCCGACAUGUACGCUUUAGGUUUGGUAUUCUGGGAGAUUUGCCGACGGACCAUCAGCAACGGAAUCGUGGAGGAGUACAAACCGCCCUUCUACGACUCGGUGCCCAGUGAUCCUUCUUUCGAGGACAUGCGCAAAGUGGUGUGCGUCGACCAGAGAAGGCCAGCGUUGCCGAAUCGAUGGGCCAGCGAUACGUUGUUGAGCGGAUUGGGUAAGCUGAUGCGCGAAUGUUGGCAUCAGAAUCCUAACGUCCGUUUGCCAGCGCUGCGCGUCAAAAAGACGCUUUUGAAACUGGCCACCACCGAUCACUUGACGGGCUUGGACGACAUGGAAAUUUGCGUGUGAUGCAGGUGGGAGAGAUAAGGAUUUGUAUGGAGUAGGAAUCAAGACUGAACGACAUAUAUAUUGGCAUGGUGUUGAAAGCCGUUUCUGCGAAAUAUUUUUUGCGAAAGCCUGCCUGUGUUUCCACUACAAUUUUGUUUUCUUCUAUGAACUGCAUUAAUUGGUCAUGUACUAUGGACUCAAAUAUCUGGUAACACGUUUACUGGUCUCGUAUCGCUUCACUUUUGGGAACUAGCGUUAUUGUAGAGCAUUUCAAAAUUUCAGUUGACCGUUUUCGAUAAGCGAUUUAUUGCUUAAAUACCCUGUUAAAUAAUAUAAUUUUUCUGGUCGCCAAGUAUUUAAAAUAAAGUUAAAAUCUUGCUCUACAAGCUCUGAAGAGUAUGUUAAUAUCAGUUUAUUUUAACGCGAUUUUUAAUCUUGUUUGGUAGACCAAUACUGGCGGACUUUUGAUUUUCGCAGAUUGUACAAGGAAUAAGGAGAAUACCAGUACAGUUGAUCUUUACUCAGGCGCUUAUAGACGUCAGCCAACUUGUUGGUGAAGUUUUGUAAUGUAAGUUUUCGAUGGAAGUUGAUGAUUCACAUUAGGUUAGAUUUACAUUAACCUAAAAUCAUAUUUUACGUUUUAACUCGAUGUGUUAUGAGCCGGUCUGUCUUAAGAAACAAUAUACACGCUCAAACGACAAGCUUAUAACAUGAUGUACAUGUUUUGCUAGAACAAAUAAAAAAAAGGUAAUUAUCAACGCAAUAAACGAUGUUUAUGUUAUCCAUAUCAUUUAAAAGCAAUCGUUAGGUAAAUAUUUGCUCCGAGGAGCUAAAAUUUAGUGAAUUUUAUUGCCAAGGAUAAAGAUAUAUUAGAGCGAUUUCAUGGCGAGAAUUGAUACCAUUUCGUAAAAUUGAUCACAUGAAUGCAAAUGGCAAUGGGUAUUUUUUGUUGUUGUUUCUUAAUGUUUUCUUAUCCAGGUUAUUAAAUCAGAUAAUCUGCAAAAAAAGUCGCUGCAGGUAGCUCCGCGUGAACUGGUUCGAUUAUCAUGAAAUUUUGACAGGGUAUAUAUGAAAAAUGUACCUAUCCAAUGAUAGAUGGCGCUACGUGUAUCGGAUAUCUUUCAAAAGUCCUGUUUACCUUGCGACAGACCUUGUACAUUGGUGUGAUUGACACUAUUUAUAAAUACGAAUUGUUAUCAGUUUUCAAUUCAUUAUCCAGCAAUACUGUUAAUUUUCGUGCUAUAGACUAGAGGCAGUUGCUGAACUAAACAGUAGAUCACAUUUCCUGAGAUAAUCUAUGACAUAUCUUUAGAAUCAAAGAAAACAUCAUCUAGGAGAAAUUUAAUUUUUACGGAGAGCUAUUUUUGUGGUAAGUACAAAAUAUCAUACAUUAUUAUUCAUACAAAUAGCUCAGUUACUAUAUCAAAUGAUUUUGUUCCAGCAAAAUAUGUACAGAUUUUUUCUCGAUUUAUUUAAUAAUGAAUUUUUACUAUUAACAAGAUGUGCCAAAUUUUAUUGUACAUUGUUUUCUUAAUUAUUAAGAACCAGUAUUAAGUUAUGUAACGUGUAAGUAAGUGCCAUUUUUACUAUAUUUCUUUCUAAUAGAUUCAUUUACGAGCUUUUUACAUAAACAGUGUUCUAACUAGGUGUUAAAAUUAAAAAAAAUAAUUUAUAUUUUUUUAAGAAUGAGAUAAUUUAUGAACUAGAAAAAUUUUGGGCAGUAUUUUGAUUAUAAUGAAGAAAAAUUCGUAUCGAUGGAAUGUUGAUACACGAUUUUUUUUCUCAUUUUCAUUAAUAUUUAUUUCCUUGUUAGCUGUUGGUCUUUUUACUAUUUCUUGCUUUUAGGUGGCAUUUACUUAUUGAAAAUGUUUUAGUAAAAGGCUUAUAAUUUAAGAUCAAAUACACAUUCUCUUAUAGUUUAUAGUUGGUAAUUUUUUUAUACUGUAAAUAUUUGUACAUCCAAUAUAUCAGCAUCAUAUCUGUUUCGUACUGGUCGAGUUGUAUGUGUAUAUUAAAAAAUAUAUACAACUCGACCAAUCAUUGUUUUAAUAAAUUUAAGUAACAAAUUCAUAUCAAUUUAUUUAUCAAUUAUGGAUAUAUAUCUGAUACACAUACACUCAGUGUUUAUCAUAAUCAGUAUUUUGUUGUAGUUAAAUUGGUCGGUUCAUCUACCACAUGUAUAUACCAUUAUUCGUGUCAUCAGUGUCAAAAAUUCCUUUAAGCAAUAUAUUUAGUUUCAAAAAUGGGGCUACUUUUUAUUUCUCUGUCACUAUUUGCCACAUGAGCAUCAGCCCCAAGGACAAAAACAGGAUUUGGGUUUUUAGGAACAAACCACACCAAACGUAAAAAUCAUAAAUUUGGGGGAAAAUCCCAAAAUAUGGCAACACUGUCAAAGCGCCACUGGUACUCCAGGCAUCAAGUUCCGGGGUCGCUUUUAUAGCGCGAACAGCAUUACCGUUACCAAUAUAUGUAGUUUCAAAAA
Molecule: messenger RNA, 4416 nt
Organism: Acanthoscelides obtectus
Lineage: Eukaryota; Metazoa; Arthropoda; Insecta; Coleoptera; Chrysomelidae
Source: the annotation of a GenBank genome assembly